AUGAACCGUGGGGGCCAACCCCAUUCACCGGAACAGCCAAGCCACACCUCAGCCGCAGUGGACAGCAUGAAGAACGAAGAGCCGACCAUACCUAGUCAUCACCAGCAGCGGAACAUGCUGGCCGAGGCGAUAGCGUCGCUGCCACCCGUGCCCCAGAACUUGUCGGCCAUCGCCCUUUUCCAUCAGCUGCCCAUACUGUACCAGCAACACUACCAGCACAUGUUGCAAUCUCGCAUCCUGCCCUACCUACAAGAAUCACUGAGGUUGCAGAGCUCCGUCAACUUUGCGGAUAAACCUCAGAUGCCGACGGUGCCGGCUAUCAGCUUGUUCGACCAACCCGCCGAACAGAACGCGGCGGCCGCGGCGGCGGUGGCCGCUGCGGACAUUUCGGCCGCCGGUUGCAACGAGAAACCGCCUUACUCGUACAUAGCGCUCAUCGCCAUGGCCAUCACGUCCACACCCAACCAGCGGAUGACGCUUAGCGAGAUAUACAACUAUAUUACGGACAAGUUCCCGUAUUACCGGCGCAACAGACAGGGCUGGCAGAACUCCAUCAGACACAACCUGAGCCUGAACGACUGUUUCAUCAAGAUCCCGAGGGGCCGGACCGGCAUGGACGACAACAUGGGCGGCGGCAAGGGCAGCUACUGGACGCUGGACCCGGUGGCCGCGGCCGACAUGUUCGAGCGAGGCAACUACAGGCGGAGGCGGAUGCGCCGGCACAGGCCAUACCAGCAGCAAAGCCACCACCAGACGAACCAACAGGACAUCAAGUCGUUGCUGCAGCAACAGCAACAGCCGCUGGCCAGUCCUCACCACCACCACCACCACCACUUCUCGGUGUACCCCGAGUUCCAGUUGACCGGCAGGAAUGCCGUGGCAACCGCGGCAGAGUCGCUAGCGGACAACCAGCACGCAGCCGCUGCCGUCGCGGACACCGUGUCCUCGCACAACCUGGCGUUCCACAUCGAGAACCUGAUACAGAAGAAACACCGCGGUGCCGAGAUGUCUCAGGAAGAGAUCGUAUCGUCCAGCGGCGUGCACAACAACAACAACGAUCUGCUGCAGUACGCGGCCGGCGACGACCACCAACACCACCACCGCCACCGCCAACAGCUACCACUGACGCAGCACGCGGUCGAGUCCAAGCCCAAAUUGAUUAUCAUCAACGACGAGGACGACAGCAACAUCAGUGGUGGUAGUGGCGGCAGACGAUGCUAA
Messenger RNA from Macrosiphum euphorbiae (potato aphid), 1221 nucleotides. The record is from the annotation of a GenBank genome assembly. NCBI's taxonomy places the organism in Eukaryota, Metazoa, Arthropoda, Insecta, Hemiptera, Aphididae.